AUGUACGAGGAGAACCGAGCAGGUGCCGGGCGCAACGGCUACACCAAAGCAGUGGAUGGAGAGGAGGGGGGAGGAGAGGGGGAGAAGGAGGAGGAGGGAGGAGAGGUGGAUGGAGAAGGAGGAGAAGGCGAGGAGAGGGAUGGAGAUUGGGACGAAGAGCUGGACGGAGAAAACGAGGGAGGUGUGAGGAUGACAAGAACCGACACGCUGCACUCGACCACAAGUUCGACUGGAACGCAGAGGAGGAGAGGACUACACGCUAAGAAACAGGUGCAGGGCAGUAAUCAGGUCCAACGAGCUCCUCGAGCUUUAUAUUGUCUGAAACUGAACAAUCCAAUCAGACGAGCCGCUCUCUCUAUCGUCGAGUGGAAACCCUUUGAUAUCUUCAUCCUGUUAGCCAUCUUUGCUAACUGUGUCGCUCUGGGAGUUUCCAAACCGUUUCCUGAGGACGACUCCAACUCCACCAACCACGACUUGGAACAAGUGGAGUACGUCUUCCUCAUCAUCUUCACCAUUGAGACCUUCCUGAAGAUCCUGGCCUACGGUCUGGUGAUGCACCCGAGCUCCUACAUCCGCAACGGAUGGAACCUGCUGGACUUCGUCAUCGUCAUCGUCGGAUUGUUCAGCGUCGUCCUGGAGACGAUGACUCAUAAGUCUGGCGAGCAGGCGACCACUCACCACGUCCCGGGGAAACCUGGAGGUCUGGAUGUCAAAGCUCUGAGAGCCUUCAGGGUCCUGAGGCCCCUGAGGCUGGUGUCCGGAGUCCCCAGUCUGCAGAUCGUGUUGAACUCCAUCAUGAAGGCGAUGGUUCCUCUGCUUCACAUCGCUCUGCUGGUUCUCUUCGUCAUCAUCAUCUACGCCAUCAUUGGCCUGGAGCUCUUCAUCGGACGCAUGCAUCGGACCUGCUACUACAUGGGAGCAGACACCUACGUGGAGGACGACCCGGUGCCGUGUGCGUUUGCCGGUCACGGCCGUCAGUGCAGCGUUAACGGCACCGAGUGUCGAGGGAGGUGGGACGGUCCCAACGGAGGAAUCACCAACUUCGACAACUUCUUCUUUGCCAUGUUGACCGUGUUCCAGUGCAUCACUAUGGAGGGGUGGACCGACGUGCUGUACUGGAUGAACGACGCCAUCGGCUUCGAGCUGCCCUGGGUCUAUUUUGUCAGUCUGGUGAUUUUCGGCUCGUUCUUCGUUCUCAACCUGGUGCUGGGAGUCCUCAGCGGAGAGUUCAGUAAAGAGAGGGAGAAGGCGAAGGCGCGGGGGGAUUUUCAGAAGCUGCGCGAGAAGCAGCAGAUGGAAGAAGACCUGUGUGGAUACAUGGACUGGAUCACUCAGGCUGAGGACAUGGACGACCUGGACGAGGACGGGAACCCACGUCCGUCUCUGGGCGACCUGUCCGACAAGAAGAGAGGGAAGUUUGGAUGGUUCAGUCACUCCAAUGACACACACGCAAGUCUUCCUGCCAGUGAAACAGGGUCUGAAAACACUGAAAACAUUGAUGAGGAGCACACCAACUGCUGCCAGGCCUGCUGCUCCCAGGUGAUGAAGAUCAGCUGCUGUCGGACGUUGCGUCGCUGGAAUCGUGUUUGUCGCAGAAACUGUCGCACUGCUGUCAAAUCAGUGACUUUCUAUUGGCUGGUUCUGCUGCUCGUCUUCCUCAACACCUCCCUCAGCGCGUCCGAGCACUACAACCAACCCGACUGGCUGACGGAAGUCCAGGACAUUGCCAACAAGGUGCUGCUGUCCCUGUUCACGUGUGAGAUGCUGUUGAAGAUGUACAGUCUGGGUCUGGCUCAUUACUUCGUGGCGUUCUUCAACCGGUUCGACUGCUUCGUGGUGUGCGGCGGCAUCGUGGAGACCAUCCUGGUGGAGAUGGGCAUCAUGCCUCCUCUGGGGAUCUCUGUGCUGCGCUGCGUCCGCCUCCUGCGGAUCUUCAAGGUCACACGCCAUUGGACGGCUCUGUCCAAUCUGGUGGCGUCCCUACUGAACUCGAUGAAGUCCAUCGCCUCCCUGCUGCUCCUCCUCUUCCUCUUCCUCAUCAUCUUCGCUCUGCUCGGCAUGCAGCUGUUCGGAGGAAAGUUUAACUUUGACGAGACGCAGACCAAGCGCAGCACGUUUGACGCCUUCCCACAGGCGCUGCUCACCUGCUUCCAGAUCCUGACAGGCGAGGACUGGAACGUGGUCAUGUAUGACGGCAUCAUGGCGUACGGCGGGCCCGUGUUUCCAGGGAUGAUCGUCUGUGUUUACUUCGUCAUCCUCUUCAUCUGCGGCAACUACAUCCUGCUGAACGUCUUCUUGGCCAUCGCUGUGGACAACCUGGCCGGAGGAGACGGAGACGACAAGAAGAAAGAUAAGAAGAAAGAGGGAGGGGAGGAGGAGGAGGAGGUCGAAGACGAAGAAGUGAAGGUGGACAUCGAUGAAGACACCGAGUAUGAGGAGGAAGAGGAGCUUCCUGAAGGAGAAGACGACGCGGGGGUCCAGUUAAAGAUGGCCGACCUUGCUCCACCUAAGGAGAAGGUCCUUCCAAUCCCAGAAGGCAGUGCGUUCUUCUGCCUCAGCAACACAAACCCUAUCCGCAAGGCCUGUCACACUCUGAUCCAUCACCACAUCUUCACCAACCUCAUCCUCGUCUUCAUCAUCCUCAGCAGCUGCUCAUUGGCUGCUGAGGAUCCAAUCAGAGCCCACUCCUUCAGGAACAACAUUCUGGGUUAUGCAGACUACGCCUUCACCUCCAUCUUCACUGUAGAGAUCCUGUUUAAGAUGAUGGUCCACGGAGCGUUCCUCCACCAGGGCUCCUUCUGCAGGAACUGGUUCAACCUGUUGGAUCUACUGGUCGUCAGCGUCUCACUCGUCUCCUUCUUCCUUCACUCCAGUGCCAUCUCGGUGGUGAAGAUCCUCAGAGUCCUCAGGGUGCUGCGACCUCUGAGAGCCAUCAACAGAGCCAAAGGCCUCAAGCACGUGGUCCAGUGUGUGUUUGUGGCCAUCAAGACGAUCGGAAACAUCAUGAUCGUCACGACUCUGCUUCAGUUCAUGUUCGCCUGCAUCGGAGUUCAGCUGUUCAAGGGUAAAUUUUAUCGCUGUACGGACGAAGCCAAACACACACCUGAUCAGUGCAAAGGGACGUUUGUUGUGUAUAAGGACGGAGACGUGAAUCACCCGAUGGUCCGAGUGCGUCUGUGGCAGAACAGUGACUUCAACUUUGAUAACGUGUUAAUGGGGAUGAUGGCGCUCUUCACCGUCUCCACCUUCGAGGGCUGGCCAGCACUGCUGUACAAGGCCAUCGAUGCUAACGAGGAGAACUCUGGUCCCAUCUAUAACUACCGCGUGGAGAUCUCCAUCUUCUUCAUCGUCUACAUCAUCAUCAUCGCCUUCUUCAUGAUGAACAUCUUCGUAGGUUUCGUCAUCAUCACGUUCAGAGAGCAGGGAGAGCAGGAGUACAAGAACUGUGAGCUCGACAAGAACCAGCGUCAGUGUGUGGAAUACGCUCUGAAGGCUCAGCCGCUCAAACUCUACAUCCCCAAGAAUCCGGUCCAGUAUAAAUUUUGGUCGAUCAUCAACUCGACCGGGUUCGAGUACGUGAUGUUCGUCCUCAUCCUGCUCAACACCGUCACGCUGGCUGUUCAGCACUAUGAACAGUCCAAACGGUUCAGCCACAUCAUGGACAUCCUGAACAUGGUGUUCACUGGACUCUUCACUGCGGAGAUGCUGCUGAAGCUGCUCGCUCUCAGACUCAGGCAUUAUUUCAUAGACGCCUGGAACUCAUUCGAUGCUCUCAUCGUGGUCGGCAGCGUGGUCGACAUCGUGGUCACGGAGUUCAGUAGUGGAGAGGACAGCUCUCGUGUGUCCAUCACCUUCUUCAGGCUGUUUCGAGUCAUGCGAUUGGUCAAGCUGCUGAGUAAAGGGGAGGGGAUUCGUACGCUGCUCUGGACGUUCAUCAAAUCACUGCAGGCGCUGCCAUAUGUCGCUCUGCUCAUCGCCUUGAUCUUCUUCAUCUACGCAGUAGUUGGCAUGCAGACGUUUGGAAAGGUGGCGAUGCAGGACCUCACUCAGAUCAACAGGAACAACAACUUCCAGACGUUUCCUCAGGCGGUUCUCCUCCUCUUCAGGUGUGCGACAGGUGAGGCGUGGCAGGAGAUCAUGCUGGCGAGUCUUCCAGGGAAACGCUGUGACCCCGAGUCCGACUACGAACCAGGAGAAGAAUUCAGCUGCGGCAGCAACUUCGCCAUCGUGUACUUCAUCAGCUUCUUCAUGCUCUGUGCUUUCCUGAUUAUCAACCUUUUUGUCGCCGUCAUCAUGGACAAUUUUGACUAUCUGACACGUGAUUGGUCGAUUCUGGGACCUCACCAUCUGGACGAGUUUAAGAGGAUCUGGUCCGAGUACGACCCGGAGGCCAAAGGUCGAAUCAAACACCUGGACGUCGUGGCUCUGCUCAGGAGGAUCCAGCCUCCUCUGGGGUUUGGGAAGUUGUGUCCUCACAGAGUGGCCUGUAAGCGUCUGGUAGCGAUGAACAUGCCUCUGAACGCCGACGGGAUGGUGACCUUCAACGCCACGCUCUUCGCUCUGGUUCGCACGGCGCUCAAGAUCAAGACUGAAGGUAACCCUGAGCAGGAGAACGAGGAGCUGAGGGGGAUCAUCAGGAAGAUCUGGAAGAGAAUGAAACCAAAACUCCUGGACGAAGUGAUUCCCCCACACGAAGAUGAGGAAGUCACCGUUGGAAAGUUUUACGCCACGUUUCUGAUCCAGGAUUAUUUCAGGAAGUUCAGGAAGAGGAAGGAGAAAGGAGCUUUGACCGGAGAGCCUGACGCCUCCAACCCGUCUGCUAUACAGUUGUGUAAAGCCGGUCUGAAGACGCUCCAGGAUCUGGGUCCAGAGAUGCGUCUGGCUCUGAACGAUGACCUGGACGAGGAUGAGGAGGAGGACGUCAUGGUGGAGGAGGAGGAGCUGGAGGAGAACACUGCCUACAAGGGUGAAAACGGAUUUGGACCAGAGAGAGAUCGGCGAGGCUCCACCCUGGCCACGCCCACAGGUCCUGGCGGUGUUGUCGGGGACGGGGGGGUGUCUAAUGGGGGUCUGAUCCACCGGGUCGGUUCUCUCACUAAGACGCCAAACGGCAGCGACCACGACCAAAAUCUUCACCGUGGAGACAACAGGAGGUCAUCUGUCAAUCAUCAUCAUCAUCAGCGACGCCCAUCAGAGAAGAAUGGAAUCCUGGACCGCGCCCACAAGAGACCGUCCUACUACAAACAUGGAAGGAGGGACUCCCGGGACAGACACUGGAGGAACGGGGACACAGAGACGUACGGAGAGCAAGGUUACUACAGCCGAGACGAGGACAACGAGAGCAUCACUUCCAGAGACAGACAUUACCCUGACGAUCCUCGAAUGUACAGAGACCACUACGAUGGACACGCCCCCGACACCAACAGCUCUGGUAAUGGACACGGAGACGGCAGGAGGACGACACGGAGACGCCUACUUCCUGCUACACCUACAGGUCGGAAGCCGUCGUUUAACAUCCAGUGUCUGAGGCGGCAGGGCAGCAGUGAUGACCUGCCCAUCCCGGGGACCUACCACCCCACCUCACCGCCACGCCGCACACGCACACAGACUUUCAGCAAUUAUGACUCUCACCACUCUUCCGGCCGCCCCACGCCGGCCUCCUCGACGUCCUGGGCGAACCCGUGUCCUCGCCGUGGACGCCUCCUCUACGCUCCUCUCAUCCUGGUUGAGGAGGAGGGCAGUCCGUCCUGGGGGGGGGGAGGACCAGGGGGGGAAAGGACGAAGGGAGAAGCAGGAAGAGGUGAGGAAGCGGCUUUCACUGUGACAGGAGCAGAACCCAGACCGGUGUGGUACAGUGGCCCUGCAGGGACGUCAGCGCCGCCGCCGCCCCCGUACCGAGCCUACACCACGCUCCGGGUUCCCUCUCAGCUCGGAGCUCAGUUCACGGAGAAGCGAGGAUCGGCCGACAGUCUGGUUGAGGCGGUUCUGAUCUCGGAGGGUCUCGGUCUUUACGCUCGGGAUCCUAAGUUCGUGGCGUUUGCAAAGCGAGAGAUCGCGGAUGCGUGUCACAUGACGGUGGAUGAGAUGGAGUCCGCGGCCAGCGACCUGCUUGGCUCGGCGAGCCACAGUUUACUGAGCAACCCCCCCGCCACCGACCCGGCUGCUCUCUACAGCGACGAGGAGCCAAUCAGAACAGGGCGCGACGAGGACGAACUAGCUGACGAGAUGAACUGUGUGACAUCAUUUUAA
This is a messenger RNA of Pleuronectes platessa (European plaice), 6249 nucleotides long. RefSeq names its product calcium channel, voltage-dependent, L type, alpha 1F subunit (gene cacna1fb). The record is from RefSeq and is a predicted model, not a curated record. Gene Ontology annotation, biological process: calcium ion import across plasma membrane. The coding region runs from base 1 to 6249 and encodes 2082 amino acids. The transcript is spliced from 52 exons. Lineage: Eukaryota; Metazoa; Chordata; Actinopteri; Pleuronectiformes; Pleuronectidae. Gene Ontology annotation, cellular component: voltage-gated calcium channel complex; membrane. Gene Ontology annotation, molecular function: high voltage-gated calcium channel activity.